Messenger RNA from Alternaria atra, 1224 nucleotides. RefSeq lists its product as uncharacterized. Bases 1 to 1224 code for a protein of 407 amino acids. The record is from RefSeq and is a predicted model, not a curated record. The transcript has 7 exons. NCBI's taxonomy places the organism in Eukaryota, Fungi, Ascomycota, Dothideomycetes, Pleosporales, Pleosporaceae.
AUGGGACACAUUGUAUACGUCGCGAAUGGACGUGACCAAGGGCCGGUGAUAGGUCGAGUCAGCAUGGCCAUGUACACAAUGGCUGUGGCGUUUGUGGCUCUUCGAUGCUUCACUCGUGGAUAUAUAGUCAAGAAAUUUGGCUUAGACGACCUCUUUAUCGCCAUCGCCGUCACCCUCGGAGCCGCACAAACAGUCACCAUCAUAUUACAGAUCGAACAUGGACAGGGACGACAUGCCUCGGAGCUACACGUUGAGCAGUUCGACGAGAUGCUCAUGUACCAAUGGAUCAAUAUGCUAAUCUACUUUGUGGCAAAUUGGGCUGUCAAGAUGAGCAUUCUAGCUCUGUACUACCGGAUUGGGUAUGGAAAACAGGGCUUGCCAUGGAUCGUACAGUCACCUGCUGUAUGGACAGUAGCCGCUUUUAUGACUGCAUUCAGUUUCUCUGUCUUUCUCACUCAACUAUUCAUCUGCACUCCAGUAUCUCGUGUCUGGGACAUCGAGGCUCAACCCGAUGGAUGCAUCAAUGCCGCCAUGUUCAUGGUCAUCUCGGGUGCCAUCAAUGUCGUUACCGAUAUCGUCUUAUUGAUCUUCCCGUUGCCCUUGAUCUGGGUAAUCAAGUUCAACAAGAGACAAAGAACGGCUCUCGCAGUCAUCCUCUCUAUCGGCGUCAUCCCAGUCGUAGCAAGCACCAUGCGCCUCUGCGAGAUUGUCAUGUCCGACAGCCCCAUCAGACCAGGAAGUACUUGGCAGGAAGUCGAUUUUAGCUGGGGCUGGUCAUGGGUCCCAGUAUGGUCUCAGAUCGAAGUCGACAUCGGUAUUCUCGCCGCCUCUCUCCCCUCCCUCUCCCCUCUACUCAAACAAGUCUUCCACUGUCCUCACCGAACCGCCACACCCUCUGAAGUACCCACCAUACCAGGAUACCGCGGGAGUUGGGGAGAGAAGAACUUGGUCAGCAUCGAUGACGAUGACGAUCUCGAAAAGGGAAAGGAUGGCGCGUUUGACUUCGAUGGCGAGAGGAGAUUGACGGUCACUGAGAUCGAGAUGGGAAAGGUUAUGGAUAUGGAGAACAGCUACUUCGAUGAUAGCGCGUCGGAUGUGGAGCAAAGGGAGUCAGUCUACCCGGAAUCGGUGGGUAGGCCUAGUAUUGGGGUUGCGAGGACAGCGGAUGUGCAUGUUUUGUAUAGAACGGGUGUGCCGAGGAUAGUAGAGUAUAAGAAAUUAUGA